Aspergillus luchuensis is the source of this 369-nucleotide messenger RNA. RefSeq names its product histone H2A.Z-specific chaperone CHZ1 (gene CHZ1). The coding region runs from base 1 to 369 and encodes 122 amino acids. The transcript has 3 exons. NCBI's taxonomy places the organism in Eukaryota, Fungi, Ascomycota, Eurotiomycetes, Eurotiales, Aspergillaceae. The record is from RefSeq and is a predicted model, not a curated record.
AUGGGUGACAACAACCAAGCUACCACCGGCUUCGACCCUGCCGCCAAUGCUCCCGAUGCUGCUGCCUGGGACAAGGGCAAGGGCAAGGCCACAGACCCCACCCAAGACAUGCGCAUGGACGAUGAUGAGAGUGACGAGAGCGAGGCCGAAGAAAUGGUCGAUGAUGACGACGAUGAAGACAACGAUAACUUGGAGCCUAUCUCCUCGGAGAACAUCAUCUCCGGCGGCCGCCGUACACGCGGCAAGAACAUUGACUUCCAAGCCGCCGCUGAGAGUCUGAAGGAUGAGGGCAUGGACGAGGAUGACGAUGAGGACGACGACUACGUCGGCGCUGGUGAUGACGACGAGGACAACAAGAUGCAGGAUUAG